Molecule: messenger RNA, 447 nt
Organism: Talaromyces atroroseus
Lineage: Eukaryota; Fungi; Ascomycota; Eurotiomycetes; Eurotiales; Trichocomaceae
Exons: 2
Coding region: 1-447 (148 amino acids)
Biological process (GO): intracellular iron ion homeostasis
Cellular component (GO): nucleus; cytosol
Molecular function (GO): 2 iron, 2 sulfur cluster binding
Source: RefSeq, a predicted model, not a curated record
AUGUUUGUUCGCCGCGCCGUGAUCCUGAGCAGUGGCUAUCACUCUCUCAUCCGCCCGACGAACAGACUCUUUCUCUCCUACUACCGCGCCGCCCCGACGAGAUCGACAGCAUCUCACUUCUCGUCGCUGUCUUCGAAACAAUUCUCCGUCUCGAAUAUAGCCAUGGCAGAUUCCGCAAGCACAUCUGGAGUUACGGCUGAUGGUUUGAAGGAGAAGCUUUCAGUGCAACUGGAGGCGCAAUUUGUUGAGAUUGAGGAUAUGUCUGGUGGCUGUGGCCAGGCUUUCCAAGCCAUCAUCGUUUCUCCCCAAUUCGAUAAAAAGACCAUGCUCGCCCGUCACCGACUAGUCAACACUGUGUUGAAGGAAGAGAUCGCCGCAAUUCACGCUUGGACACCGAAAUGUUAUACCCCGGAGCAGUGGCAGAAGCUGCAGGAAGAGCGAGCUUGA